Molecule: messenger RNA, 540 nt
Organism: Stegodyphus dumicola
Lineage: Eukaryota; Metazoa; Arthropoda; Arachnida; Araneae; Eresidae
Source: RefSeq, a predicted model, not a curated record
AUGAAGCUGAAGCCCUUGUUUGGAAAAUUGUGCAAAGGGUCUCCUUUAAAACAGAAAACAGAAAAGGAUAAACGCUUACGAAAUUUAAAACCAUUUGUUGAUUCAUCUGGUCUUUUAAGAGUAAAGUCAAGAAUAUUAAUGAGACAAGACUUCGAAAAUCUUAGAACACCUGUAAUUCUACCUCCUGAACAUCCAGUUGUCUCUAAACUGAUUAUGGAAAAACAUGAACAACAAAUACAUUGCGGAACUCAAACUUUAAUGGCAAUGCUACGAGAAAAUUUCUGGAUUUUGAAAAGUCGUAAAACUAUUCGUAAAGUGUUGGAAAACUGCACUAAAUGUAGAAGAUUUGAUUCGAGGCCCUCCACGGGUACAAUUCCGCACCUUUGCCAAAAGGACCAUGUUAAAGAUUCUUCUAUCUGUUUUGAAGUGACAGGUAUCGACUUAGCUGGACCCUUUGUUUUUAAAAAAAUGGAAUCGAAAACGUGGAAUCGUUUUAUUUACAUGUGCCUGUAUACAGGGCAAUUCAUCUUGAACUUUUAA